AUGGUAUCAGGAGAGAAUUCUGGAUCUUCCGCUCCGCCUCUUCCUCCAGAUCAAGAUGCCUCCAGUUCCUACUUUUUACACAAUGGUGAUACUCCAGGUGCUCAACUCGUUUCUCAACCCCUUUCUGAUGAAAAUUAUCAUACAUGGAAUCGAUCAAUGACUAUGGCUUUGAUUGCUAAAAAUAAAUUUGGUUUUGUCAAUGGUACUUUGCUGAAACCUUCUGAGGAUAAUCCUCUCUUCAAUUCUUGGAUUCGUUGUAAUACAAUGGUCCUUUCGUGGAUCUUGAAUUCUCUAAACAAAGAUAUUGCUGCUAGUGUUAUUUUCAUUGAAUCUGCUGCUGAUGUAUGGAAAGAUCUUCAAGAACGUUUUUCUCAUAGCAAUGGCCCUCGUAUUUUUCAACUCCGAAAGGCUAUUUUUAGUCUGAGUCAAGAACAGUUGUCCGUCAGUGCGUAUUUUACUCAUUUGAAGGCACUAUGA
Messenger RNA from Carya illinoinensis, 477 nucleotides. RefSeq lists its product as uncharacterized. Bases 1 to 477 code for a protein of 158 amino acids. The record is from RefSeq and is a predicted model, not a curated record. The transcript has a single exon. Lineage: Eukaryota; Viridiplantae; Streptophyta; Magnoliopsida; Fagales; Juglandaceae.